Molecule: messenger RNA, 2186 nt
Organism: Oncorhynchus mykiss (rainbow trout)
Lineage: Eukaryota; Metazoa; Chordata; Actinopteri; Salmoniformes; Salmonidae
Gene: rdh8a
Product: retinol dehydrogenase 8a
Biological process (GO): retinol metabolic process; estrogen biosynthetic process
Cellular component (GO): cytosol; cytoplasm
Molecular function (GO): estradiol 17-beta-dehydrogenase [NAD(P)+] activity; all-trans-retinol dehydrogenase (NAD+) activity
Source: RefSeq, a predicted model, not a curated record
CAUAGGCCCUACUGGGAAAUACAUAUUUAUUGAGGCUGUUGUUCAAAAUUACAUGAAAAAUGCUUAUCAUUGUAACCCCUACCCAUAUGUUGGGCUGCCACACACAGUAAAACAGGCAUUAAUUUAGGGCAAGCAGCAUUUAUCAGAUUUUAAAUUCUGCUGGCAGUUGAGUUUGCGAGAUGCCUCGUCUUUUUUAGUAAAGGAUUUUAUAGGACAUGUGACUAAAUUACCCGCUCACAUGGCCGCUGUGUUUGCAUGAUCCGCUUUAGUUUUUAAAGUCCAGUGCUCGAGCUCGCUCUGCAUCAACCAUCCGGAGCAGAAGACCACUAAAGAGCACGACCUAACCAGACAAAUCAUGGCGAGCAGUGGACAAAAAGUAGUUCUGAUCACCGGUUGCUCCUCCGGCAUCGGGUUACGAAUCGCCGUCCUGCUGGCCAAAGAUGAAAAGAAGCGUUACCAUGUCAUUGCCACCAUGCGGGACCUGAAGAAGAAGGAUAAGCUGGUGGAGACAGCAGGUGAUGCGUAUGGGAAGACCCUCAUGCUGCUGCCUCUGGACGUGUGCAGUGAUGAGUCAGUCAAGCAGUGCAUCAACAGUGUCAAGGACCGCCAUAUUGAUAUCCUCAUCAACAAUGCAGGUGUGGGCUUGUUGGGACCCGUGGAAAGCAUCUGUAUGGAGGACAUGAAGAGGGUGUUUGAGACCAACUUCUUUGGCGUGGUGAGGAUGAUUAAAGAGGUCAUGCCUGACAUGAAGAAGAGGCGGGCGGGACACAUCGUGGUCAUGAGCAGUGUUAUGGGUCUACAGGGUGUGGUGUUCAACGAUGUCUACACUGCCUCCAAGUUCGCCAUGGAGGGCUUCUGUGAGAGUAUGGCUGUCCAACUGCUCAAGUUCAACGUCCAUUUAUCCAUGAUUGAGCCAGGGCCGGUGCACACUGAGUUUGAGACGAAGAUGAUGGAGGACGUGGCCAAGAUGGAGUACCCAGGAGCUGAUGCAGACACAGUGCGCUACUUUAAAGAUGUUUACCUGCCCUCCUCCAAGGAUAUCUUUGAGGCCAUGGGCCAGACCCCAGAGGACAUCGCCAAGUGUACUAAGAAGGUGAUUGAGUCAAGGAACCCUCGCUUCAGGAACCUGACCAACAGCCUGUACACGCCCAUCGUGGCCAUGAAGUACGCCGACGAGACAGGAGGCCUGUCGGUCAAUACCUUCUACAACCUGCUGUUCAACUUCGGCCCCCUCAUGCACAUCACCAUGAGCAUCCUUAAGUGCCUGACCUGCAGCUGCCUGCGCCGACGCACCAUCUCACCAAACUGAGACUGGGUCUGAAAUGAAACCCUAUUCCCUAUAUUGUGCACUACCAGGGUGAAAAGUAGUGUAUUAUAUAGGGAUAGGGUGCCAUUUUGGAUGCACCCUAUGAGAAAUAUACAGUGGUGUAGCUGAAUUAUUGACACCCAAACCUGGACCACCUGGGGGAAGGAGGGUGCAUGAGGUUCUCGUGGAGAGAGGCUGAGAGAGAACCAGGAUAAGCUUUGGCCAGGCAACACGCACAAUUGCACAAACACAGACAGUACAGUGUGACCUCAUACAUGGGGCUAAGAGUUUUUUUCUGGUCAGAUCAUGUGAUCGGGAAAAACUCCUGGCCCUCUUCAUACAUACACAUGAUCACACACAAACAACUUACCCACAAACACAGCCAGGCAUCUCCUCCGUCCCGGUCUUUUGAGGUGCUGCUGGGCAAUGACACUGUCUGUCCAUCUGUCUAUCUGUCUGUCUAUCUGUCUGUGGACGGAAAAACAAAGCACACAUAACUUAACCAGUUACAAAGAAUAACAAACGAACAACAGCAUUACAAUCACAGUGAAAGCGUAACGCAGCACCCAAUGAACUUAAGACUCAGGCCUUGCUAAACUCUUAGUACAAUGCAGUAUUUAGCUCUGAGUUACGAAGAAUCUACUAGAUUCCUUCAUUGUACAUUUGAUUUGAUGUAUGUCUUCAUAAUUGUAUUGUUUUGCUGUUUAAUCAUAUUAUUUCUGCAUCUUUUUAUAAGCUGAAUGUGUGGUUUUUAAAAGUUCAUGAAUGGAUAGAUUGUUAAUAUCUUAUUUUUGAAAGUAAUUCAUUGAUUUAGAAAUAAACUUCUUGGUUUACUCUGAAAGAGACAGCCCUUUUCUUAACAGCGCUGUAAUGAUGAGGC